Messenger RNA from Drechmeria coniospora, 825 nucleotides. RefSeq names its product nuclear protein Qri2/Nse4. Bases 1 to 825 code for a protein of 274 amino acids. NCBI's taxonomy places the organism in Eukaryota, Fungi, Ascomycota, Sordariomycetes, Hypocreales, Ophiocordycipitaceae. The record is from RefSeq and is a predicted model, not a curated record. The transcript has 2 exons.
AUGUCGGCACAGCUCAUCCCGUCGGACCCCGACACCGUCAUGGUGAUCCGAAACGUCACGCCCAACGUGGCCACGUUUUCGGUACCCUUCCUGCGCUUCGGCAGGAUCAGGGUCGGCGGCCGCGGCACGCUCGUGAAGCUCUCGUCCGGUGCCCUCGCCGUCUUCUCCCCCGUCGCCCUCACGCCCGACACAAAGGCCAAGGUGACGGAGAUGGGCGGAAACGUGGGCUACAUCGUCGCCCUCGACAUCGAACACCACAUCUUCCUCUCCGAAUGGGCCAAGGCGUACCCGAACGCCAAGAUCGUCGGGCCCGAGGGUCUCCAGGAGAAGCGCAGCAAGCAGCAGGCCGACCCCAAGAUCGGCGACGAGCAGUUUGACACCGUCUUCACCAAGGCGAACAAGGCGGCGGUGCGCAUCGGCACCGACUUUGACGCCGACUUCGAGUACGAGUACCUCGACGGCCACAGCAGCCGGGAGCUCGUCUUCUGCUACAAGCCCGACGGCGUCCUCAUCGAGGCCGACCUCAUGUUCAACCUGCCGGCCGUCGAGCAGUACAGCAAGGUGCCGGCGACCGACCGUCGAGGCACCGGCGUCACCGACAAGCUGUUCAACAAGCUGCAGACCACCUCGGGCGACGCCACCUGGAUGAAGCGCUUCAACUGGUACCUCGCCGCCAAGGACAAGGCGAGCGUCACCGAGAGCGUCAAGCGCAUCGCCGCCUGGAACUUUACCACCCUCAUCCCCUGCCACGGCGACGUCAUCGAGGGCGACGGCAAGCAAGUCUUUGAGAAGGUCUUCAGCUGGCACCUCACGGGGAAGCGAUGA